This is a messenger RNA of Plasmopara halstedii, 327 nucleotides long. RefSeq lists its product as uncharacterized. The record is from RefSeq and is a predicted model, not a curated record. Lineage: Eukaryota; Oomycota; Peronosporomycetes; Peronosporales; Peronosporaceae. Bases 1 to 327 code for a protein of 108 amino acids. The transcript has a single exon.
AUGGUUUAUCCUAGCUCGACGGAUGGUCACGCCUUGAAAGUUACAACGAAGCGUGUAACUUAUUAUGUGUACUAUAUCUCAGGAACAAAGAUACAACUGAAGAAGGGGUCGUUAGCUGUUGCAUUGUGCGACCCGAGUAUUGAGCCGAUUGGGGAUGUAGCGCCAUGGAACUUUACUCUGGGUAAGAGUGCUAUGGCUUUUUCGGAUGCGUUAUUGGACGUGACUAGCACCGACGAAGACGUCAAGAGCAAGAUUCUUGACUGUUAUGGUAGCGAUAGACUCAUUGGUGUGCGUCCGGAUGAUAUCAUUCCAGAUGAUAUCGUUUGA